GCGUCGGGUUUGUCGUGGGCCUGUUUUCGAUUGUGAAUUGUUAAAAUUGAAUCUCGAGCCAAUGUGGUGGUUAUUUCCCGUACUGUAUUUUUGUGCGACCGUGCUGGCGGUGUUUUCGUAUAUUCAAUGGACGAGAAGGAAACUUUAUAAAACCCUGGCUACCAUGUCCUGUCCAAAGACGUUACCAAUCAUCGGGCAUGGUCAUAGGUUUCUGAAUCUUACACCAGAAUCGAUUGUCGACAAGCUCAAGUAUUUCGCCGAAUUCCCUUCGCCGGUGUGCGUCCAUCUGGGACCCUCGCCACAGGUAGCUAUUUUCGAUCCCGACCAGGCCCGUGUGGUUCUAAACUCGCAGAACUGUCUCGACAAAUCCCUGCAAUAUUCAUUUCUGAGAGUUCCUGGAACGCUGAUAAGUGCACCCGGUCACUUGUGGAAAGUUCAACGUAAAUCGAUGAGCUCCUCUCUUGGUCCGUCUAUACUCGGAAGUUUUAUUCCAAUAUUCAACAACAAAAGCGCAAUCCUCGCUGAUUUGCUUGGGCAACAUGUUGGAAAACCUGAACGGGACUACAGUAGAGAUAUAUCCAAAUGUUUCCUAGACCAGAUUUAUGAAACAGCAUUUGGUUGUGAUUUUGGGAUGCAGAUAUCUCCUGAUGGAGACAAAACCGUAGACAUGAUGAAUGAUUAUAUGAAAAUUAUAUCAGUAAGGUUAUUUAGCGUUUGGCUGUAUCCUGAACUCAUUUACCGCAUGACAAACGCUUACAAGAUUGAGCAAGAACUGCUAAGAGCCCAUCAUGACAUAACUGCAAAUAUUUUGAGCAGAAUUAAACUGAAUGAACAAGGUAACAACGAAGCCUGUAAAUCAACCAAAACGGACAAUUUCAUUCAAUGUCUGAUGAAGUACAUGCAAACAGUUGAUCAACCGACACAAAAUGAGCUGUUCUCACACAUUGACAUGGCACUUUUUGCGGGUAAUGAUACAACGGCCAAGUCACUGAGUUACAUUUUAUUGCUCAUUGCGAUAUACCCCGAAGUGCAAGAACGCUGCUAUCAGGAGAUCAUCGGAGUUUGCCCGGAUGAGGACCAAUUUGUAUCGGCAGAUGAUGCCGUCAACAUGAAGUAUCUCGACAUGGUAUGCAAAGAGACUAUGAGACUGUUUCCCGUCGUUCCUAUAAUGGGUCGAGUGACCAAUGGUGAAGUGAAGCUCAACGAUCAUCACACAAUACCGGCCAAUUGCAAUAUAAUUCUGGGCGUCUAUCAGAUCCACAGGGAUCCAGACAUUUGGGGCCCGAACGCUGAGCAGUUUGAUCCGGAUAAUUUCCUUCCGGAAAAAGCGGCCCAACGACAUCCCUAUGCCUAUCUUCCAUUCAGCGCAGGGCCGAGAAACUGCAUGGGAUUGCGGUAUGCUCGGAUUUCCAUGAAAAUUACAGCGGCGCACAUAUUGAGAAAAUAUCGACUGAAGACUUCGCUUACUUUCGAACAACUGAAGAUCUCGUACGGGGUGAUGCUGAAUAUCGAAAAUGGAUGUUUAUUGCAGUUGGAGAGAAGAUGAUUGAUCAGUGUUUUCGUCGAGUGCCAUGUGGUCGUAGGACAAAACGUAGGAAGUGGAAAUAUCAUUUGUAAAAAACGUGUUUUUGUUUGAACGUUAUGGUGAUCGACUAUUUGUGCUAUGUUGUUUCGAUAGCACAAAUGACAAAUGAGUGGAAUUUUAUUUGUGUUUGUUUCUAAAAUAAAUGGGGAAAUGGUUUUAUAAUGCAGAUGCAUCAACGAAACUGAUUACGUACUUAAUUGAGCAGAACAUCGACGUUAUAGUCCUAGCUUUGACAGCUACCCAAAAUUCAUAAAACAGAUGAUGAUUUUUGUAAAAAUGGAAUAGUUUUGAGGUACAAAAAAUGUAGUGGAACUUUUCUUCUAGUCUUGUAUACUGGGGUCGUUUUGGUUGGAUUUCAUCAAUUUCUUGGCCCUCCUCGAUUGCUACAACUUUCAAAGUACCACCUGAUUGUUCUUUGAUUUUUGUGUGGAUUUAUUCGGGGAGCCAGCUAAAUGUUUCAAUAAAUUCAAAAUACAGAACCAAGCGAAACACACCGCGUGAAAAGCGACCCCAGAGUUGAGACAUUUCCCCAAUAAUACAUACUACGAUUUACGUUCGAAUACCAAUAAAAUAUUAUUACAUAUUUCCCCCUGGUACUGCUGCCAAAAGCAUAACUAUCCCAUAUUGAUAUGAAAAAUAUAUCAAUAUAGGAUAUUUAUGCUUGCGGUGGCAGUGUAUUUGCAUAUAAAUCGAGUUGUGUUCAUUACAGGCAGCGUUUUGAUAUCUAGGUACAUAUGUUACGUUAUUUUCGCCGAAUAAAUAAAAAAAUAAUAAACUAUGAAUAAGCGAUG
Molecule: messenger RNA, 2376 nt
Organism: Armigeres subalbatus
Lineage: Eukaryota; Metazoa; Arthropoda; Insecta; Diptera; Culicidae
Product: cytochrome P450 4C1-like
Exons: 5
Coding region: 62-1546 (494 amino acids)
Molecular function (GO): oxidoreductase activity, acting on paired donors, with incorporation or reduction of molecular oxygen; iron ion binding; monooxygenase activity
Source: RefSeq, a predicted model, not a curated record